UUGGCUGUAGAUGCUACACAUUUGACUGGAAGAUGGAGAGGACAGCUAGUAGCAGCUUCUGCAGUUGAUGGACACAACUGGCUAUUCCCAGUUGCAUUUGGUGUGGUGGAGGCAGAGUCUGAGGAAAGUUGGGUCUGGUUUCUGCAGCAGUUGCGCAACAUUAUAGGCACACCCCCAGGUUUAGCUAUACACACAGAUGCUUGCAAGGGUUUAGAGAGUGCAGUGGAAAUUGUAUUCCCUGGAGUGGAGCAUAGGGAAUGUAUGCGACACCUAGCGCAUAAUUUCAAAAAGAAGUUCAAAGGUAAAGUUUAUGAUGAGAACUUAUGGCCAGCAUCAUACACAUGCAGCAAAAGGAAGCAUGAACACCAUUUGAGAGUGUUGUAUGCUCAAAAUCCUCUUGUGAAGGAGUACAUGGAUGCACAUCAUGGUAAGGUGUGGUCAAGAAGGCAAUUCAACGAAAUCUGCAAAGUAGAUUAUGUGACCAGUAACCUUGCAGAAUGCUUCAAUUCAAAGUUCAAGUCAGUGAAAGGGCUCUUGUUGUGGCAAGCAUUUGACAAGAUGAGGCAAAUGAUCAUGAUAAAGAUGGCUCUUCGCAAAAGAAUUGCAGAAACACAAUAUGUUGGUCAUCAAAUGCUCCCAUCACUGAUUAAGGCAUUGCACUUGAAGGCAAGAGGACUGAAGAUGAAAUGUAUUCGAUCUGGUACAUAUGAGGGAGAGGUUACAUAUACUGACACUAAAAAUAGGGUAUGGAGGUAUCCUGUGAACCUAAGUACUAGAGAAUGUACUUGUAGGCAAUGGCAGAUCCGUGGGAAGCCAUGCAUACAUGCCCUACAUCUGAUGACCGUUAUCGGGGGUGCAGAUGGUGAAGUUGAUCAAUAUUGCUCUGAGUAUUUCUCUGUUGCCAAAUUUAUGUCUGCUUAUGCUGACAAUGUGCCUGCACUAUUGGGGAAACAUCAAUGGAACAUAGUAGAUCCAGGGUUCAAACUCCACGCUCCUGUCAUUACUAGACCACCAGGAAGACCAAGGAACCAGAGGAUUAGAGCAGGUGAGGAGGGUUGUCUACCAAAGAAGCGUGCUUGCAAAAAAUGUGGAGUUCUGGGGCAUAUUGCUAGGCUUUGUACCAAUGCAGUGGAUGCAUCAUUUGGAGAGGAGGAAAGAUGGACAGCAGCCAAUGCUGAGGAGAAUGCAGCAGCAAUGGAGACUGAAGCUGCAGUGGAGAAGGCAGCAGCAAUUGAAGUAGUGGAGAAUGCAGCAGCAAAUGAAGCAUCUUGCUCUAGGGAGAAAAGGCCAAGAGAUGAAGAAGCAGAAGAUUUUGAAACCAUGGCCUUUGAUGGUUUUGAAGCUAUAAGAGAGGAAGAGGGGGGGUAAUUUUUCCAACUGUGCCUUUAAAGAUUAUUGAACCCAUAGAUGACCGUCAAAUGGUCGUCAAGUGCUCGGCGAGUGGAACUACUCCAUCAACACCUCCACGGGGAAAACCCCAAGUAAAGCCCAAGAUCAAAAGGAACAAGAGUCUGAAAGAAAAGAGCAUCUCAACUAGGGAAACCAGGAGCAAGACGGUGAAGCCAGCUGCAAACACAAGGAGCAAGUCGAAAAUUUGAAUUAAGUUGUUGGGAAAUGUUUGUGUUGUCAAUUUGAAGGCGAGUCGAUCGCUUAAAACUUGGUAGAUUUGUAUUAAGAUGUUGGCAUCUUAAAACUUGGUAUAUUUGAGCUACUGUGAAAACUUAUCAGUUGUAAUAAGGGAUCCCUUGUAAUAAUGUAGCUUCUACUUUGGUUUCUUAUUUGUGUCAGAAUUCAAAUUUCCAUCAAAAUUUGAAUUUAAAUCAAUAUUUUAAUUUGGGCCAAAAUUUGGAUUCGAGCCAAAGUUGAAGUUGAACAUUGGAGGUUCAUUGCUCUGUGUGGUGUAUUUGAUCGAGCAUUUGAAGCCCAAUAUACGUAGGUGAACAGUCCGAAUGAGAAAUGUGCUAGAAACAAGCUUGAAAGCUAGGGUAAACAGCCCUAUUUGAAAUCAAGUUUUUUUUACCUUGGCUAAAUGAGGCAUAUAUAUUUUUAUGAACACUUGUUCCAUAUAUAUAUGGUAAAAACGAAGUCUCACUAUUUAUUGAUUAAUAUUCAUAU
This is a messenger RNA of Aegilops tauschii subsp. strangulata, 2115 nucleotides long. The record is from RefSeq and is a predicted model, not a curated record. Lineage: Eukaryota; Viridiplantae; Streptophyta; Magnoliopsida; Poales; Poaceae.